Molecule: messenger RNA, 969 nt
Organism: Lolium perenne
Lineage: Eukaryota; Viridiplantae; Streptophyta; Magnoliopsida; Poales; Poaceae
Product: RING-H2 finger protein ATL39
Source: RefSeq, a predicted model, not a curated record
UCGCCACCAGGCCCUUUAUAUACGGCCGUUGCCCGUUUUGCCCCAGCAGAGACGUACGCGACCUCGAGAAAACAAGAAAAGCACACCAAGCUUGCUUCCUUGCUACGGCCGCUACGGCUUCGCACCAGUAGAACACACUACACUACACAACCUGGUGCUGUUCCGCUAUUCCGGCAAGGAAGCCGAUCGAUCGAGAAGCCAUUUUCGUGCAGGCGAUCGAGGAGUCUCGAAGAUGAACACGCCCACCUCAUGGCUCUUCGCCGACAACUCGAGGUACAGCAACCGGUCGCGGCUGCUCUUCAUCGGCCUCUCCUUCGCCAUCGGCAUCGCCACCUUCCUCCUCUACCUCGCCAUCUGGUACGUCUGCACCCGCCGCAGACGCAGCCAACGCCUGAUCGCCGCGGGCGCGGAGGACCAGGAGGCCAGCGCCGCCUCGCCGGGGCCCGGGCGCCGCGGCAUGAGCGACGCCGCCAUCGCCGCGCUCCCGACCUUCACGUACGAGCUCCCCGCCGUCGACGUUGUCCCAGGGGACGUGGACGACGCGAAUGAGGCGGCGGCGGACUGCGCGGUGUGCCUCGGGCAGGUGGAGGCCGGCGAGAUGGUGCGGCGCCUCCCCAAGUGCGCGCAUUUGUUCCACGCCGAGUGCAUCGACGCCUGGCUGCGCGCGCACUGCACCUGCCCCAUGUGCCGCGCCCCCGUCGGCCCGCCCACCGCCGCCGCCUCCAAGAAAGACGGCACCCCGCCGGCCGAUGGUAUAGCGACGGCAGAGUUGCUGCCACCUGUCUAGCUUCAUUGGGAUGAUUGAAGAAUUAAUAGCUACGAACAGCGAUCGGUCGACAAGGUAGGUAGAAGCGUAGGCUAGGACGAUGUAGAGGCCUAAUCUAUCGAGGCUGGGAGAUUAAUUUGGUUCGUAGUACAGUAUAUAGGUACGUGUACAGGAGUAUCUGUGACGUCGAUUGUUUUGGUAUU